UAUUAGUCUACCUCAGGCAGGCUGGCAGACUGGUAUUUAUAAACUCCUCAGCGGGGCGUCUUUGCGCGCUCCAGUAUCUCCUCAUGUCCUAUCAGUGCGCGUCCCCCGCUGGAGACUUGUGUGUGUUUGGAGCGGCUGUCGGUCGGAUAGGAGCCGUGGGUCCACACAGACGCGGAGACAUGGGCGCAGUGUGAUUAUUCCUUCUUUCAUGAAAAAUCUCUGGCGGACUCCACUUUGCGACAACGCUGCUGUCUCUGCAGGACUUCUUGACCGUUUGCGCUCAUGUGUGGCUCACUGUGUUUCCACACACGAGCAUGCUUUUAUCAUUGUCUUUGUUUGAUAUGAGACGGGAUUAAGAUCUCCGGCAGCGGACCAAACAGCUCGCUUUAGUAAAGGGAGGCUAAUUUAGGCUGUAGCCUAACUUUUUCUCGGGGCAGGGAUGUCUUCGGCUCGGGUGGAUUACAUUGCGCCUUGGUGGACUUACUGGCUUCACAAUUUUCCCCAUAUCAACCUGAGGUUUCAGGUCAUUGACAACAGCUUCCAGCCCGAAGAAGAGAACUACCAGCAGUCUCUCAUAUUCCUGGGCUGUGUUGCGGCUGCAGGGCUUGGCCUCAACCUGCUAUGUCUGGCCAUCUACCUGAGCUGUUUGUGCUGCUGCCGCAAAGACGAAGAAGAGGAGAGCAAGAAGCCCAACUCCUGCUGCGUCACCUGGUCUGCUGUCGCUGCCGGCCUCAUCACAUGCGUUGCUGUGGGUGUGGGUUUCUAUGGCAACAGUGAGACCAAUGACGGCGUGUACCAGUUGACCUACUCCCUGUACAACGCCAAUCACACUCUGGGUGGUGUGGACAGUCUGGUGACUGGCACCAUGGGCAGCAUGAAGAGCGGCCUGCACCAGCACCUCGCAAGGCUGGAUGAGAUCUUUGCCAUGCGGGGUGACUACGUGCAGACCUUGCAGUUCAUGCAACAGAUGGCUGACAACGUGAUCAAACAGCUGCUGGGCCUGCCUGACUGGGAGGAGGCUAAAGUGGACCUGGCAUCCAUCGCUGAUCAAACGGCAAACAUAGAGUACUACAGGUGGCUCACCUACCUGCUGCUCCUCAUCGUGGACCUGAUCAUCUGCCUGCUGGCCUGUCUGGGGCUCGCCAAGCAGUCUCGCUGGCUGCUCACGACGAUGAUGGUGUUUGGAGUGCUGACGCUGGUCCUGAGCUGGACUUCUCUGGGAGCUGACCUGGCCACUGCUGUGGGCACAAGUGAUUUCUGUGUGUCCCCUGACAAGUACCUCAUGAGCCAAACAAAGGGUAUCAUCAGUGCUGAUAUUGUUCAUUACUACCUUUACUGCAACCAGACUCUCUCCAACCCCUUCCAGCAGCCUCUGACCAUCUUCCAGAGGUCUCUGACCACCAUGCAGAUCCAGAUCCAGGGUCUGCUGCAGUUUGCUGUGCCUCUGUUCCCUACAGCUGAGAGAGACCUACUGGGUAUCCAGCAUUUGCUUAACUCCUCAGAGGCCAGUCUGCACCAGCUGACCGCCCUGCUGGACUGCAGAGGGCUCAACAAGGACUACCUGGAUGCAAUGGUGGGGGUGUGCUACGAUGGGGUGGAGGGUGUGCUCUACCUCUGCCUCUUCUCCACCCUGGCAGCCUGUGCCUUCACUGUCAUGCUGUGUGCCAUUCCCAGGGCAUGGAGACAAAUUGCCUGCAGGGAACGAGAUUAUGACGACAUCGAUGAGGAGGAUCCAUUCAACCCGCGGGCGAGGAGGAUAAGCACUCAGAACCCCAACGUCACCAACAUGCACAGCUUCUGCAGCUACAGCAGCAGCAUGGGCAGCCAGAGCAGCCUACACCCGCCCGCCCCAGCUGUCUCCAACGCCCCCAUGUCUGAGUACAUGAACCACACAGCUCUGUUUGGGGGAAAUCCGCGAUACGAGAACGUGCCUCUGAUCGGACGAGGCUCUCCACCCCCAUCGAUAUACUCUCAGCAGUAUAGAAACCGAUACUCCCCCAGUAUGCGGGCCACCUAUCUGUCCAUGACCGAGGAACAGAGAAGACACUUUGGGAACGACUUCCAAGCAUAGACUUCUUUAUCUGUCUGAGGAGGGAAACAGCAUCACACACACAAAUACACACACACACACACACACACACACAUGCUCAACAGACAAAGUAUGUGGCUACUCACUCGCAUCACAGAGGACAGUGUGUAACAUCUCGUUAGUCCAGGACUCCAGUCCGUGCAGUCUCAGGACAAUGGAACCACAUCUGUACUGGCCUCUGUGUGUUGUACGCUCAUAAACGAUUAAUCACACUUUUCUCUUAUUUAUGGGGGAACCUGCUAAAUAUUUCUGACACGUGCUGUCGAACUUAACCUGCUCUGAAUAAGUCGUGUUCGUUUGCUACCUGACACAAGUUAGUCGUCAGACUGUGUCUAUUGGUGAAGCAUUGAGGGGGAAAAAGCUGUGAUGGCAAAGGUUUGACUGUCUUUAUGUCCUUAUGAGUUCCUCCGUUAAAACUUGAUGAAACAGAUUAUUAAUAACUUUAUUUGAUUAAUAACUGAUGAAACAGGUGAUAGAAGCAAUUCUGAGGAUUCAUUUCUCACAGCAGUAAAACAGCAACAUGUUCAGAAUAACGUAAAAAAAAUUAAAAUUAUUAGUCCCUUCAGGUCUCCAAAGAGAAAAAUGUGAACAUGACAGCUGAUAUAAACAUGGCAUAUUAUUUUCUAUGUAUUGUGUUUCAUGCUUGUUAUUUGUGAAGCACAAACCCAGCACCGGCAGCACACAGGAGGUAUUGUUGAGGUAUAAUUUAUUUACAUUCACACUCAGACAUGCCUGCAAGUGAAGCUUUACGUUUCUAAAUCUCCUGGAGACGAGACUACCUUGAGACCACUGCUUCUGUAUAUAAGUUGUACAAUAACAGACUGUUGUCUCAUUCAUGAUGUGGUUUAUUUUGAUCUUGUUUAAACAAUGUGCCAUUUUUAUAUAUUUUUUCUAGUUUUGCGUGCAGAUGUCACAAAGGAUCCCUAUUUUUUUGUAUUUUAUAAAGGGUCAUUAAUUCAUGUUUCCUGCAUGUCUAAUCCAGCUAAUAGAAUAAAGUUGUAGUUUCUGUCAUAAAUUGGGAAGCUGUGCUGCUCUAACCAUGAUUAAUGAGAAUAUUCAGGUAAUUAUUAAUUCAAACCAUCCAAACAAUGUUUGUAUUGACUAACACUGAUUUUCUGUGGGGAUUUAAUACAUGCAGUUUUGUUUAUUAAUUAUUUUAAGUGUCAUUUCUUUCAGCAUGUUACAUUGUACAGGCACUGAGUGGUGCAUAAUGUUGUGUGUGACCUUAAACUUAGGGGUCUAAUUGUGAGUUGAAUAAAUCAGUUUUGAGUACAACUUGA
This is a messenger RNA of Siniperca chuatsi (mandarin fish), 3369 nucleotides long. It is a transcript of the gene ttyh2, whose product is annotated as tweety family member 2. Gene Ontology annotation, cellular component: plasma membrane. The record is from RefSeq and is a predicted model, not a curated record. Lineage: Eukaryota; Metazoa; Chordata; Actinopteri; Centrarchiformes; Sinipercidae. The transcript has 15 exons. The coding region runs from base 440 to 2071 and encodes 543 amino acids. Gene Ontology annotation, molecular function: intracellularly calcium-gated chloride channel activity; volume-sensitive chloride channel activity.